Olea europaea var. sylvestris is the source of this 915-nucleotide messenger RNA. RefSeq names its product pelargonidin 3-O-(6-caffeoylglucoside) 5-O-(6-O-malonylglucoside) 4'''-malonyltransferase-like. The transcript is spliced from 2 exons. The coding region runs from base 1 to 915 and encodes 304 amino acids. The record is from RefSeq and is a predicted model, not a curated record. Lineage: Eukaryota; Viridiplantae; Streptophyta; Magnoliopsida; Lamiales; Oleaceae.
AUGUACGUGGUUGGACUUCUUUACCAUCCAUCAAGUGAUAACAUUGGAAAUGUAAACAAUUUGGAAAAAUCACUGGCUCCAAUAUUGCCACAAUUUUAUCCUUUUGCUGGAAGAUAUAUCAAGGAGAAUCAAUCCGUCGAUUGUAGCGACCAAGGUGCUGAAUAUGUAGAAGCUAAAGUCGAUUGCGAUCUUCUUGAUAUUAUAGGCUCAGAAGUCCAGCCUAUGGAGUUAAAUGAUCUUCUUCCGGUCGAAGUUGGUGCAGCUGAUGAAGCCUCAGAUCCAAUUCUGUCGAUUCAAAUAAGCAAAUUUAAAUGUGGUGGAGUAACUAUUGCUACGGCCAUUUCACAUAGGGUUAUCGACACAUCCUCACUAGGCACAUUCUUAUCUGCAUGGGCAAAGGCGAUUAGAGGAGACAAUAGUACUGAACCCAUUAUUCCAAAAUUUGACUCUCCAUUGAACUUUCUGCAGGUUGAGAAUUUAGGUGAGAUUGAUUCUGAAACCUCAAGGACUAGGGAUCCUACCUUUGUGACUAAGAGGAUUUUGUUCAGUAAGAAGGAGAUAGCAAAUUUAAGAGCCAGGGUGAGUCACUUGUAUGGAAAAAGUGAUCGUCCACCCUCGAGGGUUCUGGUUGUCUCUUCUUUUUUGUCGGAGGCUCUCAUGCGCUGUGAUCGCGUAAAACAUGGGAAAUCGCGGGCUUGCCUCAUAGCUGCAGAGGAAACCAAGAGCUUAGACUUUGAACACUUGGUUCCUUUAUUGAGUAAUACUAUCGAGAAAGCCGUUUUAGACUGUUCCAAGAUCUUGUCAAAUGCCGAGGAUGCACGCAAAUUCCUCUUCGAUGCCGUUGCAGGUGCAAUUGAAAAGCUACUUGAUGGAAACUUGAAUUCUAUAUGGUUUAUGUUGGAAAAAUGGUUAUGA